Molecule: messenger RNA, 1108 nt
Organism: Racocetra persica
Lineage: Eukaryota; Fungi; Glomeromycota; Glomeromycetes; Diversisporales; Gigasporaceae
Source: the annotation of a GenBank genome assembly
GGAUUUGGGAUUUCGUCAGGGUUUCGUCUAUCGUCUUUCUCCACCCUUAGGUUUCGCUUUUCGUCACUACGCAAAAAAGACUUCGCCUAAUACUUAUAGUCCUCAAACAAAAAAAGUUCUUAAAAGUUUAAGUAUUUUAAGUGCAGGAUUUGGUACAAUAUUUACUAUUUACUUGGGAAGACCAUUUACAAGUGAUCGAGAAGAUCAGUAUAAAGAUUUAAGUGCCUUUAAAGCAUGGUAUAUGCGGCUGCAGGCACGCAUAAAUGAUAUAGCGCAUUUUUUUACAGAACCUUUAUCAGAUAAAUUGUUACCAGAUAGAGACACAAUACCAAAUCUUCCUCCAUUAACGCUAGUAAUCAAUUUAGAUCAAACACUUAUUUAUUCUUCAUGGGAUAGAAAACACGGAUGGAGAACGGCAAAACGGCCGGGCGUUGAUUAUUUUUUAUAUGAAGCUUCACAACUUUUUGAAGUUGUCAUAUUCACCUCCCAGCCUUCUUAUCUUGAUCCACUUGGCAUGGUUCCAUUUAGACUUUUUAGAGAAUCCACACGAUAUGUAGACGGGAAGGUUAUAAAGGACAUUUCCAAAUUAAACCGAGAUAUAUCUAAAAUAAUAGUUAUGGAUUCUAACCCUGAUGCUUAUUCUUUACAACCUGAAAAUGUGAUCGCUGUUCCGCCAUGGAAAGGGGAUCCUAAUGAUACUUAUCUAGUUGAUAUCAUUCCAUUUCUUGAAGGCAUUGGUUUAUUGUUAUCUGAUGUUCAAGAUAUUCGUCCAGUGGUAGAAGAAUUUAAAGGAAAAAACGUUCCAGAAUUUUAUCUGGAAUGGGAAGAACAAUGGAAAAAGAAACAUCAAAUGGAAUGGGAAAAGGCUAAACCAAAAAAAGAGGGUUUGGCGAGAUUUGUAUCUUUGAUUGGUGGUAGUCAAGUGCAGGAACAAAUUAUGCCACAAUAUCAACAAGCCUUACUUCAUCGCCAGAUGGUUCAUAAUGAGUUAAUAGAACAUUAUAAGUCUGUGAAAGAUAGAGGACCUGAAUUACAGCGUGCGAUAGAUGAUUACGAGAAAAAGUUUCAGGAAAGCAUGAAAAUGGAAUUGGAAUUAAUAAAAAUGAUU